UUGACAUAACCUUAAUCAAACUUGACGUAAAAAUAUCAACUUUCAAUUUUCAUUCCUUAUCACAACAUAUACUUUUGUUUAAGUCUGAUAUAUUAUCCAAAAUUCUUCGUGUUUAUAGUUGUAAAAAGUUAACAAUCAUCCAUGUUAUAAAUCUUAUUUGAAUGAAAUAAAGUCAAAACAGAAACAUGGACAAAUCUCUAUCUCAUUUUGAGUUGAACGAUAAUAAUUCAAAAAACGGAUCGGAAUCUGGAUCUGAGAAAAAUGAACCCUCAAUAGAUAUGUUUGCUUUUGGAGAUACUGAUUCUUCCAAUGGUAGUAAAGGUGAUGAUGACUUUGAUAAUAAUUUACCCGAAACAGUGAAUCUGAUAGUAGAUUCCACCAAAAAUACUAAAGUGUAUAUUGUGGGUACUGCUCAUUUCAGCAAAGAAUCUCAAGAGGAUGUAGAAAAGGUUAUUCAACAUGUUCAACCUGAUAUUGUCAUUUUGGAGCUGUGUAGUUCUAGACUUAACAUAUUGAAUUUAGAUGAGGAGAGCAUUUUAAAAGAAGCACAAGAAAUUAAUACUCGAAAAAUUUUAUCCACUAUUAAAUCAAAUGGGGUUUACAAUGGAAUAAUUUAUCUACUACUGUUGGAUAUGAGUGCUCAUAUAACUAAGGAAAUAGGAAUGGCUCCAGGUGGAGAGUUCAGAGUUGCAUAUAGGGAGGUAGCAAAAUUACCAAAGUGCAAAAUUCUUCUUGGGGAUAGGCCUAUUAGCAUUACCUUGAAAAGAGCUAUAGCAGGACUUUCAUGGUUCCAGACAUUCAAGUUGAUAUGGCAUCUUAUGAAUUCCAAAGACCCUGUUAGCAAAGAAGACAUUGAAAAAUGCAAGAAUAGGGAUAUGCUUGAACAAAUUCUUGCAGAGUUUGCAGAACAUUACCCCGAGUUCAAGGAAGUAUUUGUUGCAGAGCGUGAUAUAUUUUUGACUUAUUCUAUACAAAAUGCGGUGUCUAAUCUGGAUGCUGCUAAUCGACCAGUUGGCAAGCAAGAUUUUCAAAAAGUAGUAGCAGUUGUUGGGAUAGGACACAUGCCCGGUAUUCUCAAACUUUAUCAUACAGACCAAAGACCAUUUAUUAAAGAUAUGUUGACUAUUCCUCCGCCUUCCAAGGUUUCCAAAUUUAUUAAGAUGAGUUUUAGAAUUUCACUUUAUGCAGCCGGUGGAUACCUAGUCUAUCGUUAUGUACCAGUGCCUAAAUUCUUCAAAAAAAAUGUACAUGUUGUAGUUCAACAAAUUUUAAAUAGUCUGAACCCCAGCAAAAUAAGUUUAAAUUUUAACAAAUACUAAAGAGAUAUUUUAGUGAGAAGUGGAAUAGAAUAAGUUUUGAGAUGGCAGUUUGUAAUCUAAGAAAAUCAUUAACUUCCAAUGACCUGUGCCAACUAUAUUGAAAAUUCAUGUUUGAAACUGGGCAAAAAUUACAAUAUAUCAAAAAAACACUUAAAAUAUAGAUAAAUGUGAUAUGCCAAAAAUAUUUAAUGCUCUCAAGAAAUUUUCAGUUUAGUUUCUGAUAGCAUUACUAAUAAAUGAAGUUGGUUAAUUCUUAGCCUAUCUUUUACACCAUGGCCUGUUGGAUUAUAUUUCAUCUGAACUUUUACCCAAAUAUGUAAUAGAAAUCUUAACCUUAGUACGACUUCCCAGAAAUUUAAUAAUUAUUAUCAAUAAAUCUUAGAACUUCUAGUUCUGGGAAAUGUGUUUUUAGAUCAAAGUACACUGAAGAUUACUAUUUUAAUUGUGGACAAAAUAGUUGAUGAAAUGAUAUCAUGGCCACUAGGCUGAGAUAAACAACAAUAUCAUUAUUUCAAGCAGUGAACAUAGUUGCUCAAAACCAUCAAGCUGGCCUUAUUCUGUUCCACUUUUAGUUUAUUUUUUGGUUUAUCCUGUUAGAUUUAUGACUAAAGUUUAUGAAGGGUUUGGUAUUUUCCUAUUUUAGAUAUUUUAUUCCCUGGAUAUAUUGUGCUCAUAAAAGAUGAAAAACCAAGUAUCUUUGAAACGAAACAAAACAGUCCUUUCCUAGGUUGUGUAUUCCUUCUGUGGAUCAAGAAAUAUUUUUUAUUGUUUAAAGUACAUAUAUAUCCUAUAUAUAUAUAAUAAUAAUACAUGAUAAUAAUCCCAUAUAUAUGUAUAGGAAAAUGUAUGUAAAAAUAAUGAACUUAUUUUGUAUCAAGGGAAAAGCAUAAAUUAUCUAAUUUUUUUAUUAUAGUUGUUUUGUCUAUUGUGUUGAAGUUUGUGGUUGACUUUACAAUUUGGCCCAGCUCUAGAGUUAUAUGUUAAUGUAGGUUUUAAUCUAUCAGUUGACCUAUGUUGUGAAAAUUUCAAAAUAAAUGCACAAGUUUAUAUUUUUUACAUUCCAUUGAUAAUAAAUGAUAAUUGUUUA
Messenger RNA from Harmonia axyridis, 2406 nucleotides. Its product is annotated as traB domain-containing protein. NCBI's taxonomy places the organism in Eukaryota, Metazoa, Arthropoda, Insecta, Coleoptera, Coccinellidae. The coding region runs from base 186 to 1319 and encodes 377 amino acids. The record is from RefSeq and is a predicted model, not a curated record. The transcript is spliced from 6 exons.